CCUACUUCAAUCUCCUCUAUAUGGCCAUGCAUCUUAAUCGUACACGUGUAGCUCGGCCGCAUCUCAAUUCAUUCAGCAGACCAGGUGUGCGGUAUAUUCUUUCUCUUUUGGUCCAUUCCUUUGAGACUUUUGAAAUCCCCACCCAAUCCCUUGGCUGUCACUUGGGUGCUGCGUAUUCGUUGCGCAUCUCCCAUGAUGAUGGGAAGACAUCUUACCCCAUGAAACCCCGCAACGACUUGCCUUGAAGUCGAAGAGUGAAUGUGGCAAAUGUAAUAAAAGUAGGGGUCUUAGUACCUCCAAGACGGAGCUGCCUAGCGGAAGGAUGAAUUUCCCUUUCUUGAUUGAUGAACAAGGUUUGACGAUUUAGGUCCACCGAACCACCUCGACGUUGUUGGAGGUGACUCCUCAUGCUGAGUUGAAAUAGCCUCUCAAGUUUCGCAACUACUGAAUGUGCCAAGCAGUACAGCCACCAGACCAGCUCUUAAUGCACUACAGUAUUGGAGAACCAGAGAAGAGGGAACAAAUUCCUAGGUCAUCUCAUGGCACGAAUAUGCUCUUGCAAACAAGAACUCCUGGCUUCUGCUAGGACCGAGUUAAGCCAUCCAACUUCCAUGCUGGUACCACCCACAUACGUAACGAUAUCCCUUUGACCAGUGGGUGGCGAUACACCAUGGGCCGGGCAUAUUGAUCGAUGGUAAGCAAGCUGCUUGCAGAUCUGCUCGUCAUGUUUCGAUCGAGGGGAUCCGAUGGUCAGGGUCUCAGACCUCAUCCAUCGGUUCGCCAAACAUAACGUGUCCCUGGAUCAUGGUGGGUAUUACACUCGAGAUGGAACUCGUGGGACAGCCGUUGCGGAAGUUCCAUUACUUGAUCCAAAGGCGCCCACGGGAGGAGGCGCGCUGGGUUUUUGGGCUCUUGGACGGACAGGUCAUGAAGUGUCGAACGACUGUGGUGGACCUUUGGCUUUGGUCCAGAUAGAAUGAAGGGUCGAGGACUGCAUACUGCAUACCUACCUAGGUAAUGUGGACGCGAAGAGAGUACAGGAGCGGGCCCUUCUGCCUGACAUUCGGCGCCAAUUACGCCAUGAGCCUCUUGGCCUCGCGGCUGCUUCCGGUUGAGAUGGAAGACCAUUCCCGCUUUUUUGUUGGUGUUGCUGGUUGAGUGACGCGAAGUGUGGAAUCGUCGACAGUCGAAGCAUUGAAAGUAGCAUGGUCUGGCAAGGCUGGCUACGUUCAUAGUCCUUGCGUGAAGCGAGGCAUGCACGUGGUAGCCUCAUGGUCACGUGGUGCCUGAAGCGAAGCGCGCCAUGGCGGACCAAAAAUCGGAUCGGACGAGAAAUACGGGGAUCUUCAUAUCGAACUCAUCGAACCAGAUCUUGACCUCGCUUGUGCACAGACACAAUGGAUAUCUCGGCGACGCAAGAAUAAAGUUCGAGAACUUCUUCAAAGCUUCCCACCAUUGCGAGGAAACAAUUCAAUAGUAUUGUUGCCCUUCUCGAAUAUCGAUCCUCCCGGCAACGCCAUGGUCUGUGCCAACGCCAUGGUCUGUGCUUCUUUCAAGAGGAAGACCUCACCACAAUUUGGCACCGACUAUUGCUUCAGUCUACAUUAAUCGUCCAAUGGUUCCAGUAUGUCAAAUCCACUUUAUCCAGCUGCGAGCUGAGUAUCUACACAUUACUGCUUUGGAUCUAUCAAGACCACGGUUUGCUUGGAUCUGGGCCCUUUUGAACGCUGAAGAUGCUUUUUUCAGGCCGCGUUUCUAAGCGGUGUGGUUUUCCUUGGUGGGACGCGAGGAUACUCUGGACGUUCCCAUUUUCGAGCUAUUUCUGUCCCACGCCAAUGAUGGAUGCAGACUAUCAUGCCCUGAACGUUGUUCUCUUUGCACACUUCUCCUUGAACGUAACAUAUCCUUGGGGGAAAGCCGCUCGAUCAUCUUGCCUCCUCAGGCCAGAGUCGUUUGCAACGAAGGGCAGUUCCACUAGAGGAUGCGAGCCUCACUAUCCCUCGUGCAGAUCAUUUCGGCUCCGCUAUCUUGCAUCCGAAACUAUCUUGGACAAGGCCAGUCUUGCAUCGUGCUCUUGCUUCUUUCGGCUCGUCAUGCGGAUUGAACCAUGGUGUGGCGGCUCGAGACUCCAGUUAUCACGUCAAGAACCACUGAUCUGGCCCGUGCUUUAGCACUGGAUAUUGAAUUUUUCAUGACCAACUCCCAUGAUCAAGGUGAUCAGGGCUCAAUAUACUUUCGGCUAUGGAGGCCUCGGGCAAUCAUCACGUCGAGUCUAUGCUGCGGACUUCCAUAUAUUGUUGUCCUCGCGCGGAGAGCCUCUUUCUCAACACGCUGCAUGCUGACCAAAUCCAUCUGCCGCCAUGGAUCCUCUAAGUUUGGAAAAAUCGUCCACCGCUGGGACAGCCAGCGGCGGUGGACGCUCGUUUGAGCGACCCAGGGAUCUUUCUCCGGUCCAGGAUGUCGAGACAUCAUCGCAGGAAGGCGGCUCUGAGAAAUCGACGAGGUCUCAGAGGCGACAACAUCAUGUCCAAUGGAACCAUCCAUUCAAGCCACAGACGGGACACGAUCCAAGCAUGAUGAUGUCGGCCCGUCGCCCAUCCCAUGCAGUGGAAAUGCGACGUCGAAUGUCUCAGAGCGUCAGACGAGCUUCUACGGCCGUUGUAGAUGCUGUUCAGAAGCUUGAUCCUCUCACGGUGACCGCGGGUAACCCACUCGGCCUCGAGGUCAAUGAAAUACGUCGAGUUUCUUCGGCAGGCUAUUCCCAAACCGGUUUCAAUGCACGCCGGUUCUCGCGACAGGCAUCUCAUGUAGAUGAGUUGAAGAAACCCGAAGACGCUCAGAUCAAGGAGGAAUCGGCCGAAACGUUACCCGUCGUUCGAGGCGGUAUGAGCGAGAAAGUCGAGGACUAUGAGAUCCAGAGAUUGGCCGCCCAUGACGAUGUUGACUUGCUCUCCCCAACUAAGCGGAUUCUUUACAGACUAUGCCCUCUUCUUGUGGUCGUUACCAUAGCAGCAUACUGGAUCUACUUCGCGCUUCGCGUGAAAUUCACACGAGACGCAGAGAGUUCCGCACGCAAGACCUACUGGAUGGCUUGGGCAUUCAUUCUCGUCGAACUGUUUGUCUCGAUCCCUAUGCUGCUGCAUCGUUUGUGGGGUUGGCAUGUUGUCGGUUUGAGAAAGCGGCCUAGGCUACGAGUUAUUGGAGAUAACGUGCCGUCGGUGGAUGUGAUUAUCACCUGCUGUGGUGAAGACGACGACUUGGUGCUUGACACAGCGAAAGCAGCUUGCAACGUCGACUAUCCUCGGGAACGUUUUCGGGUCAUAAUUUGUGACGACGGUCAAUCCAAGAGUCUGCAAGAAAUGGCCGAGAGGACAGCUCAGACACAGUUCGACAACCUCUACUAUCGUUCGAGACCUAAAUACCCCGGGGUACCACAUCACUUCAAGGCUGGCAAUCUCAACGAUGCAAUGGAAUACACCGCAACCCUGCCAGGAGGUCCCGCGAACUUCAUCGCUGCUCUUGAUGCCGACAUGAUUCCGAUGAGAGACUGGCUGAGGGCCCUGCUGCCCCAUAUGCUGCAAGACCCGAAAUGCUCAAUGGCUUGCCCUCCCCAACUGUUCUAUAACGUUCCCAAAGAUGAUCCUCUCUGCCAGAGCCUGGACACAUUUGUCCACAUCUCAGAGCCAAUCAAAGAUUCGAUGGGCGUAGCGUGGUGUACCGGAUCCGGCUACGUACUCAGACGAGCUGCUUUGCAGUCUAUUGGAGGCUUCCCUGUCGGUUCUCUCGCAGAAGACGUUUGUUGCUCUAGCAUGCUAUUGGGCUCUGGCUGGAACACGGCUUUCGUCCAUGAACCUUUGCAGUUCGGUACUGUUCCGGAUUCACUGACCAGCCACUUGAAACAACGAACUCGAUGGACGAUCGGGACGGUCCAGACGUCAUUGAAAUUGCGAUUCAGUGUGUUCGGUCCCUUGGUGAAGCACAUGACAUUCCCUCAACGACUAUGUGGAUUUGUGUACACCGUUUCAUCGCUGUUCACGGUCUUCCUAGUGGCUUCUAUGUUUACUGCACCUAUCGUGCUUGUUUCACACGGAAACCUGGUUCCAUUUACGACAAUAAACCAACUAAAGUGGCUUGUUCGAUCCAACUUCCUCACGACCGUCCUGAAUCGCAUCAACGAAUUCAUUUCUUACCUGCCCUCGGGUUAUGCCACCGGUCAAAGGGAUGCCCGCGCGAUGAUGUGGAUGGCACCUUUUCAUUCCAUGUCCGUCAUCCGCACAUUCUUGUUGCCAAAGUGGCUCGGCGGAAAAGUGGCGGUCUUCACAUCGUCCGGCUCACAGAAAGCCGACUUGAACGAAAGAAAUCGUGAGCUCCGCGCCCCAGUCUGGCGCCGUCUUAAAGUCACCAUUUGGGACUGCCAGUGCUACCUGCAUCUCAUUUACAUCUCAUUCGCCCUGGCUGCUGUCGGCGUCAGUAUAUAUUGGAACAUCACCGACACGAAGAAUGACACGGUCAAGAAAACCCUCAUUGCGCUCCUCACUCACGCCUUCUGGCCACCGAUCAUCUGGCUGACGUGCAUUUUGUCGUGCUGGGUACCCAUCAACUACGCGCUCUUCCCACCAUCGGAGCCGGACAGACAGGACUUGCUGGUACGAGAUCCAGUUACCGGCGUAGCAUAUCCCUCUGAGGAGUCUAAGAAAACCAAGGUGACUUGGGCCGCAUGGGCGUUUGAGGCACAAAACAGCUUCAUAACCCUCUACACAACGGUGGUGUUUAUACUAUCAUUCUGGUUUUAGGCAGUGCAUCUAGAUUACUAUCCUGAAUAUCUACGAAACGUCUGCCCCGUUCGGUCUUUUCAUGCAAGAAGUCUCUACAAUCUUGUCCCCCCUUUUCACCUCAGCGGCCACGGCUCUAGGAUGA
Exophiala xenobiotica is the source of this 4917-nucleotide messenger RNA. RefSeq lists its product as uncharacterized. The transcript has 6 exons. Bases 2361 to 4793 code for a protein of 810 amino acids. The record is from RefSeq and is a predicted model, not a curated record. Lineage: Eukaryota; Fungi; Ascomycota; Eurotiomycetes; Chaetothyriales; Herpotrichiellaceae.